Molecule: messenger RNA, 2762 nt
Organism: Nymphaea colorata (pocket water lily)
Lineage: Eukaryota; Viridiplantae; Streptophyta; Magnoliopsida; Nymphaeales; Nymphaeaceae
Product: 5-methyltetrahydropteroyltriglutamate--homocysteine methyltransferase 1
Exons: 13
Coding region: 160-2457 (765 amino acids)
Molecular function (GO): zinc ion binding; 5-methyltetrahydropteroyltriglutamate-homocysteine S-methyltransferase activity
Source: RefSeq, a predicted model, not a curated record
UCUUCUUCUUCUUCAUGCCGGGGGUCCCGAAAUCAGGAGAGCCCCGCUUUAUAAAUACCCAACUCUUCCUCCUCCCGCUCCCCGUGCCAGUCGGCUAGCUCCCUCUUGCCUUCUCUCGCCCGACCCCGUCAGGAGAUCCAGCCUACGCAUUCUAGCACAAUGGCAUCCCACAUUGUUGGAUAUCCUCGUAUGGGCCCAAAGAGAGAGCUCAAAUUUGCAUUGGAAUCAUUCUGGGAUGGCAAGAGCACAGCCCAGGAUCUAGAGAAGGUUGCCAAAGAUCUGAGGCUAUCCAUCUGGAAGCAAAUGGCUGAUGCUGGGAUUAAGCACAUUCCGAGCAAUACUUUUUCAUACUACGACCAGGUCCUUGAUACCACAGCAAUGCUUGGUGCUGUUCCUCCUAGGUAUGGCUGGAACGGUGGAGAGAUUGGAUUCGAUACCUACUUCUCCAUGGCUAGAGGAAAUGCUACUGUUCCUGCCAUGGAGAUGACCAAAUGGUUUGACACCAAUUACCAUUUCAUUGUGCCUGAAUUGGGACCUGAUGUGAAGUUUUCUUACGCAUCACACAAAGCUGUGUCAGAAUACAAGGAGGCAAAAGAGCUUGGAAUUAACACUAUUCCUGUCAUUAUUGGUCCUGUUUCCUACCUGCUACUGUCAAAACCAGCAAAGGGUGUUGAGAAAUCUUUCUCUCUUCUCUCACUCCUGGGGAAGAUUCUUCCAGUUUACAAGGAAGUUAUCGCUGAAUUGAAGGCAGUUGGAGCAAGCUGGAUCCAGUUCGAUGAACCUACUCUUGUCCUGGAUUUGGACUCACACAAACUGAACGCAUUUACUGAGGCAUACGCUGAGCUGGAGUCAUCCUUCUCUGGCUUGAAUGUUCUUAUCGAAACAUACUUUGCUGAUGUCCCCGCCGAGGCAUACAAGACUAUUACUUCACUGAAGGGUAUCUCUGGCUUUGGUUUUGAUCUUGUCCGUGGUACUCAGACCAUUGACUUGAUCAAGAGCGGUUUCCCAGCUGGCAAGUUCCUCUUUGCUGGAGUAGUCGAUGGAAGGAACAUCUGGGCAAAUGAUUUGGCUGCAUCACUUAGCUUGUUGCAUGAACUCGAGGCCCUUGUUGGCAAGGAUAAGCUUGUUGUUUCCACAUCUUGCUCGCUGAUGCAUACUGCCGUUGAUCUUGUAAAUGAGACAAAGCUUGACGGUGAGAUCAAGUCUUGGUUGGCUUUUGCGGCACAGAAGGUGGUGGAAGUAAACGCCCUCGCCAAGGCAUUGACUGGUCAGAAAGAUGAGGCGUUCUUAUCUGCCAACGCUAGUGCUCAUGCGUCGAGGAAGUCUUCUCCAAGAGUGACCAAUGAAGCUGUUCAGAACGCUGCUGCUGCAUUGAAAGGAUCUGAUCAUCGCCGAGCCACCCCUGUGAGUGCUAGGUUGGAUGCGCAGCAAAAGAAGCUGAACCUCCCCAUUCUUCCAACGACCACAAUUGGGUCCUUCCCUCAGACCAUUGAGCUUAGGAGAGUGCGACGUGAAUACAAAGCCAAGAAGAUCUCCGAGGAGGAAUAUGUCAGUGCAAUCAAGGAGGAGAUCCAGAAGGUUGUCAAGAUGCAGGAAGAGCUUGACAUUGAUGUCCUUGUGCACGGAGAGCCAGAGAGGAACGACAUGGUUGAGUACUUUGGGGAGCAGUUGCAAGGCUUCGCCUUCACGGUCAAUGGUUGGGUGCAAUCUUAUGGAUCACGCUGUGUCAAACCCCCAAUCAUCUACGGUGAUGUGAGCCGCCCGACACCCAUGACUGUGUUCUGGUCCUCAGCUGCUCAGAGCAUGACCAGCCGCCCCAUGAAGGGAAUGCUCACCGGUCCAGUGACCAUCCUUAACUGGUCCUUUGUAAGAAAUGACCAGCCAAGGUUUGAAACCUGCUACCAGAUCGCCCUGGCUAUCAAGGAAGAAGUCGAGGACCUAGAAGCUGCUGGAAUUCAGGUCAUCCAAAUUGAUGAGGCUGCUCUGAGAGAAGGGUUGCCAUUGCGGAAGUCGGAGCAGGCUUUCUACCUAGACUGGGCUGUCCACUCAUUCAGGAUCACAAAUGUUGGUGUUAAGGACACCACCCAGAUCCAUACCCACAUGUGCUAUUCCAACUUCAACGAUAUCAUCCAGUCCAUCAUCGACAUGGAUGCUGAUGUUAUCACCAUUGAGAACUCCCGGUCUGACGAGAAGCUGCUCUCCGUGUUCCGCGAGGGUGUCAGGUAUGGCGCCGGUAUUGGCCCCGGUGUCUACGACAUCCACUCCCCCAGGAUUCCAUCCACCGAGGAGAUCGCCGACCGCAUCAACAAGAUGCUCGCUGUGCUUGAGACCAACAUUUUGUGGGUAAACCCGGACUGCGGUCUCAAGACGAGGAAGUAUAACGAAGUCGUCCCUGCCUUGACCAACAUGGUGGCGGCAGCCAAGCUCCUCCGCACCCAGUUAGCCAGCACCAAGUGAACGGGUUCCUAGUCAGCUUCUGAGCUCGUCCGCUUUCUUAUCGUUGCCUAACGAGGAAAAGAAAAUUUUUCGAGUUAUGAAAUAUGAAAAUAACGUUUUCUUAGUAGACUGCUGUAACGAUGGGUCAUCCGCGGCCAUUCGGUCCCCAUAUGUUACCUCUCCGGUAUUCAUCGCUUUUCCGUUUUGGGUACUUUUAGUUUGUUUUCUGUUUCCUUUCGUCUUUGGAGAGCGCUAGUGUUUAUGUAAUCUCACCAGAGAAGGAAUGCGAGAAAAAAAAUGUCUGCUAUUUUCUCUUUCUUAUUUUA